Messenger RNA from Rhipicephalus microplus (southern cattle tick), 1351 nucleotides. It is a transcript of the gene Nup50, whose product is annotated as nuclear pore complex protein Nup50. Gene Ontology annotation, cellular component: nuclear pore. Lineage: Eukaryota; Metazoa; Arthropoda; Arachnida; Ixodida; Ixodidae. Gene Ontology annotation, biological process: protein import into nucleus. The record is from RefSeq and is a predicted model, not a curated record.
UCUCGCGCUGCGCAUAGUGCGAAAAAGGGCAGCUGCUGCCACCGCGCAUCGCACGCGCAGGCAGGUCACUGAGCAAGUAGUGCGCCGGGGGAGAACUUCGUAAGACAGAAGCAUGGCUAAGCGGCAGGCAACCAAUGAACUGAACGCCGACAACUGGGAAAAUGAAGAUGAACCCGAAGAGCAAGGCCAGUUCAAGAAAGCUGACGAGAAAGAAAUCGAGCGCCGCGUAAUCCGGACUGCCAAGCGUAGCCUCACCAACACUUCAGCCUCAGCUAGCCCGUUCGGCAGCUUCGCUGGUUUUGGCACUCCUAAUACCGCAAAGCUACCGGAUGCCACACUGCCCAAUGGAUCUGCUCCAACAGCAGCACCUGAAAAGGAGAAACAAAAUGCGGAUCCAGUUUUUCUAGGCAAGCUGAAGCGCUUAAACGAGUGCCUGCUGAGUUGGGUAAAGAAGCAUAUGGAGUCCAAUCCAUUCUCGGAUUUCAGUCCAGUCUUCCAGGAUUAUGAACGUCAUCUAUCUGAUAUCCGAAAGUCAUGCGCGUCCGAGUCUGAAACGGCCAAAAGUAGCACAAGCUCGCUUUCCACAUUCAAGUUUGCCACAACAAUAUCCAGCAGCAGCACUCCUUUCAGCUUUGGCCAACCACCUAAAGAUGAUGCAAAGUCAGAUACUCCUGCCUCAGAGCCUACCAAUACAUUUGUAUUUGGCAAUCAGGCUGCAUCUACAUCUUCACCUCUCCCGAAGCCAACGUUCACGUUUGGACUAUCAGCGGUUGCUCCAGCAACAAGCACCCCGAAGAAUGGUUCCGAUGAUGAGGAGUACGUACCUCCAAAGGAGGAGAUUGCACCUGUUGAAGAGAAGGAUGCUGUCUACACGAAACGGUGCAAGCUGUUCCAGAAAAAAGACAGUAGCUACAUAGAGAGGGGAGUCGGCAACCUCUACAUCAAGCCUCACAACGAUAAAUACCAGUUGCUUAUCAGGGCUGACACUAGGCUGGGGAAUAUAUUGCUCAACAUCAUGCUGGCCCAGUCUUUACCAGUGUCUCGUUUGGGCAAGAACAAUGUGGGACUGGUGUGCAUUCCAAACCCCCCUGUGAAUGGCAAGGAUGAUUCGGAGAGCCCAACAACCAUGCUACUUCGUGUGCGCACAGCCGAGGAUGCUGAUGAACUGAAAGACGCCUUGGAGCGCUACAAAGGCGAGAAGGACAGCUGAGUUUAAGUGGUCACAGCCUGCAAGUGGAAAGAAAAAUUGAUGCCAGGUUGCUGGCCUGACUCGCUGCUUGAGGACAAUGCCAAGUGGAAGCGUCAGCAUUGUUGGCUAUUAAAAAAAAGGUCCAUUAGGUUUUGAUUUGAA